Molecule: messenger RNA, 990 nt
Organism: Sorghum bicolor (sorghum)
Lineage: Eukaryota; Viridiplantae; Streptophyta; Magnoliopsida; Poales; Poaceae
Exons: 5
Coding region: 1-990 (329 amino acids)
Source: RefSeq, a predicted model, not a curated record
AUGGGCAAAGAAUUGGACCGUUUAACUAGAGGGCUAGGCAAAAAGAUGCCAAUCCAUUUCACUGAAGGGAAGAGAAGGCCAGAGGCACCUAUGCAAGCCGCAAAGCUUGCAUCUGAAGGUGGGAUCACACUUAGGGAUCAUAUACCUAUAUUUCGACAUUGGAAGGAGUACAAGGCUAAGGAGAAUGAGGAUAAAAUUGAUAACUAUAUUGGCAAAUUAGGCGCCAAAUUCGACAUGGACAUCAUGGCUAAGCCAGUGAAAGAUGCAUGUGUUGAUAUGCUAAAGCGUGGACAACGACAGAGAAGGUAUACACUGAAGAAAAAGUACUUUGAUGGGGUUCCGGCAAAUCAAGUCAGAACUACAUCACCUGUGAGCUGUAUGAAUGAUCUUCCCCAAAGCACAAGGUAUAAAACAUAUUGUGUCAAGAACCAACUUAAUCGUGAGAAAGUACAAUUUCAGCAGCGAACGGGCUCUCGGUGCUACAUUGCAUGUGCCUAUGCUGUGAAGCAAGAAAAGUAUAAAGAUACAGAGCCCACUGCUAUUGAUUUGUUCAAGGUCACACACUGCAGUAAGAAGACUGGUUUCUGUGAACCUGUGAAGAAUGCUAUUGCUUCUAUGGAAACAAUUCGGGCUGAACCACUACAAGAUGGACAGCAGCCAAAUUCUGGUAUUCAAGUUGUUGCCCAAGUUCUACCACAGUCCAGUACAUUCCUUCAAAAUAUUGGCAUUCAAUAUAGCUCUAGAACAAGUUCAAGGGAUGUUGUUGUUCCACAAGUGCAAGAGCUACAAACUCAACUUGAGUCUGAGAAGCAAGAAAAGUCAGGACUUCAGCUACAAGUAGACACCUUAAAGAUGCAUGCAGAAGAAUCUGAGGCAACAAUGGUAAAGCAAUCAGAGGAGAUCCAAAAUCUGAAGAAGGCACAAGAAGAAAACAACAAUCUCCUUCGGCAGCUCAUAAGCUUCAAACAGGUUCAAUUGACUCCUCCCUGA